CCUCCUUCGUAGCCAUUAUUGUAUUCGACGCUGUCGUUUUGGAAUUAUCGCGGGUAGACACCAUUUUGUGUUAUAUUAAAUGAAUUUUGUUGAAGGUAUUUAAAAAAUGAGUGAUUAUUCCGCGGUCGCUCCGCCACCACAGAAUUUCAAUCAAUCAUCAGCAUUUGCUGCUGCUUUACAACGUGCUAAACAGAUUGCCGCUAAAAUCAAUCCAGCUACAGGAACAACCGGCGAUAACAGACAGAAGAGGCCUUUAGAAGAAGGACAAGAACCGGAUGCUAAAAAAGGUCCAGGAAAUAUAGGCCCACCACCACCUCAACAACAGCAAGGACCACCUUUAGGAGGUCCACCUAUGGGCGGAAGGCCUAAUUCCAAUUUAAAUCAGGGUAAUAUGGGAGGCCCCGGAAUGGGGGGACCAACCCAUAACGAGGAGAUGAAAGUACCUGACAAAAUGGUCGGACUAAUCAUAGGUAGGGGAGGCGAACAAAUAAGUCGUUUGCAAGCCGAAAGCGGCUGCAAAAUACAGAUGGCUCAAGAUUCUCUGGGCAUGCCCGAUCGUAUUUGCUCGCUAUCAGGUUCCGAAGAGGCAGUCAAUAGAGCUAAAGUGAUGAUCCAUAACUUAAUACAUCAACGUGGUAGAAACGAAGGUCUAGACCAGGGGUUAGGAGGAGAUCCCCCUAUUGGGGGGAACCAUUGCUUUCCAGGAAUGAACAAUAGCAUGGGCGGCGGUGGCCACGGCCCUCCGGGAGGCAUGGGCGGCGGUCCAGGAAUGGGCGGACCGGGCAUGGGCGGCGGCGGAGGUGGGCCGGGAGGUCGUAAUUUUAUCGAGAUAAUGAUUCCCGGACCCAAGGUCGGCCUCAUCAUAGGCAAGGGCGGCGAGACCAUCAAGCAGCUGCAGGAGAAGAGCGGCGCCAAGAUGGUCGUCAUACAGGACGGUCCUAACCAGGAACAGGAGAAACCGUUGCGCAUCAGCGGCGACCCGCAGAAGGUCGAAUACGCCAAACAGUUGAUCUACGACCUGAUAGCCGAGAAGGAGAUGCAAAGCUUCAGGGGCGGCGGUCGUAGGAACAACGACGAUGGCGGCAACUACAACGACGGAGGUUACGGAGGUGGCGGCGGUCCCAGAGGCGGGGGCGGUCAAGGUUUUGAGGUUUUGGUGCCAAGAGCCGCUGUUGGAGUAGUAAUUGGCAAAGGAGGGGACAUGAUAAAAAAAAUACAAGCUGAAACCGGAGCUCGCGUACAGUUCCAGCAAGCGAGAGAAGAAGGACCGGGAGAAAGAAGUUGCUUCUUACAAGGAAACCCUAAACAGGUCGAGCAGGCAAGACAAAGGAUCGAGGAAUUGAUCGAAAGCGUGCAAAGACGAGACACAGAAGGUCCGGGAGGACCUGGGGCCGGUAGACGUGGCGGCGGUGGUAGAGGCGGCCGCGAAGGUGGCUUCGACAACAGAGGUGGUGGUGGCGGUAGGAACGGCGGAGGCGGUGACUACGGCGGCGGCGGUUGGGAAGAUAGGCGUAACAACCAGAAUCAGGGCGGAGCCGAGGUCAGCUUCAACGUACCGGCCAAUAAAUGUGGCGUCAUCAUUGGAAGGGGUGGUGAGACUAUCAAGCAGCUCAACGCUCAAUCAGGAGCACAUUGCGAAUUGGAUAGAAGAAACCAAAACCCCAACGCCACAGAGAAAACAUUCAUCAUCCGUGGUGAUCCCGACGCCAUCGAGAUGGCCAAGAGGAUCAUACAGGAAAAAAUACAAAUGCCCAUUACUUUUAUUAAUUCUGGAGGUCCGCCUUCUAUGACAAACAGUAUGCCUACGGCUUACCCAGGUAUGGCACCGCAAGGUUACAAUCCCCAAGGUUGGGGCAUGCCCGCCUACCAACAACAGCAAGCACCGCAACAGCCUCCCUCUCAACAGUGGGGCAACCCUUCCGCCCAAACCCCUGAUCAAGGAGUCGGGGCAAAUCCACAGAUGAACCCUGGCACUGGCCAGGCUGACUACUCCAUGCAGUGGGCCGAGUACUAUAGGUCGCUUGGCAUGCACCGAGAGGCUGAGAUGAUUGAACAACAGGCCAAAAACAAGGCAGCAACGGGCCAGCCCGCAGCCGUUGGACAAGCCGCGCCUGUUCCUACGGUAGCUCCGUCCGUGCCAGCUGCGGCCCCAGUGGCUGCCGCCUCCGCCGCCAAUGGCCAACCCGAUUAUAGUGCACAGUGGGCAGAGUAUUAUCGUAGUAUAGGGAAACUGAAGGAGGCUGAGGCCAUUGAGGCCCAGAUGAAAAAUAAGCUUUUUUUCCAGAAUACGGGACCCAUAGGCCAGAAUCCGACUGCUCCGGGGCCAGGACAGGCUCCUGCAGGUAGUUACUCCCAGCAACCUUAUGGUGCAUAUCAACCUGCCGGUGGCUACUAUGGCGCUCAACCCACUCAAGGUGUACCUGCCACUAUGCCCCAGUCCGGAUAUGGUUUCCCGUCAUACGGCUAUGGAACACCAAACGCUGGAGGUCCCCCUGGCAGCCAGGAAAACUAAGAUAUAAACUAAGUACUAAAAACUUUGUGACGGAGAGGAAAUGGAGGAUAAAAUAGAAACGAUUCCAAGAAUUAAUCGAUCUUCGAUGUAAACCAAAUCUAAAAUCCGGUCGUUACUGGUAUGUCUUUCGAAAAGGCCUGCAGCAACAGUAAGUAAAACCUUAUGGAGAACUCUGAUAUUGAUUGAUUAUUCCAAUAUGACUGGUAUUGGCACCAAAAUAUUCCUAGAGAAAUGAUAUAUGUAGCUUCCUGAUCUUGUUUACUAUUUGUGGUUUUUGUGGAAAGUUGUCCAUCGACUUACAAUCGCCUUGUUUGUUGACUGAAUUUUUUUUUAUUAGCCAUCGUUGAAUAUUUUUGAUUAGCUACCUGGAAGUUAGAAUAUGAGUGCAUUGGGUUUUUGAAAUCGUCUCGUUUUCUGCUUUUUUGAAGAAUAUCUAUUCCCUUAUCUGAAACUUAUUGUUUCAAUUUGUACAUCUCUGACGUAUCCAAUUUUCUCAGCUUGGUUUUUAUGAAAUCGAUUUGUUGUAGGUCGGAUUACUAUCAAAUUUCUCCUUGGGAAUUAUUGUUUUAGGUAAUGUUUUUUCCUUCGUAAGUUGUGGAUUUAUUAUAUUAUUAAUAAUUUUGUCAAUAUUCUUGGUCAGCAAUUCACAAUAAUAUUGUUCCUGAACACUUCAUGAAAGUUAGCAAUUCGUGAAUAGAAACAUCUUUGAAAUAGUUCCAAAAUCAAAUCUACAAUGUUUCAUUUCUUUUUAUUCCAAAAUAUAUUUUUCUAAAGAGAAUUACUGAGCUAUAUUGAAAAACAUUAGAUGUAUUCCAAGGGAGAAUUCAAACUACUGCAACCGAUUUUUUUUUCCGCCUGUAAUAUUCUCAAAAAUUUUAUGUUAAUUUUGGAUCUAUACGUUCAUGUCUUUGAAUAUUGACAAUAUAAUGGAAUAUUAAUAAUAUAGACCAUACAAUUCAUUGCAAUAGGAACAGGAACAGUAAGCAACAUUUUCGUUUCUGGAAUAUUUUGCUGCUGCAUUAUUUGUUAUCAUUUGGUACAUUAUUAUUGAAUCCCUUUUCUAUAUUUAUUUACUCAUAGUGAAUUCAUUCAACCGUUACUAAUUAAAAGUUUAUCAUAAUUGGAAACAAAUGUGUGAUUUUACUAAAUAUAUAAAAUCCAAAUUUAUUAACUUGAAUGAUAUUAUAAGUGAUCUCAUUGACUGAUAUCCCUAUAUUCACAUAAUCGGUUAAAAUAUUUAUGAUAAUUUCAUCAUUGGUAAGUAUUAUUUAACAGAAAUAUGAUAUAUUUAUUGCAUUUUUUAUAAUAAGAAAGAAAACCAUCUAUUACAUAAAUUAUUGAUUAAUGAAUGAAAUGAUAUGUAGGAAGUUCAAGUUGCUAUGCUGUCAUUACAAAUACUACGACUCGAAAAAGUAUCGGAAAUUGAUCUAAUAUUCAAGUUUACAAUUACAAUAUAAUGAGAUCCAAAUACUUUUUGGAUGUGAUGUUUUGUUUUUUAUUAACUGUAAACAGUUACUUUCAAGUAGUUUUUUGAUUUUCGAAAUACUGUCUCGGCGUCUGGACACAUUUAUUAUUAGUGCACAACACCACUAUAUCAGGGAAAAACAUCCCUGGCCAAUUUAUUAGACGCACUAAGGAUUUUUCAUAUUGCAUUGCUCAAGAAUAAAAGCAAAAUAUUUGAAUUUAAAAUCCAUAGCAUGUUAUUUUCAUCUAGGAAUUUCAUUAUACCGUUUUAUUUUUCAUUUAUUUUGAUGUGUUGCAUUACAAUUUUGACAUAUUGAUACCAUAUUGAGUAUUAAUCAGUACAGACCUCUUCCGGUAGAUAUCUUCCGAUGUUGCAAUCUUGAUAUAGGUAUGAUAGGUUUCUUCUGUAUAAUACGAAUUCAAAUCAAAUUUAUGCUGGUAGUUGACAAAAAAAUUGUGUAGAAACUAUUGAAUUUAAUUUUUCAAACUUAAUAAUUCAAUGAGAAUUCCUUUAUAAUUCGGGUGUUAUUUCAGUUUAUUUUUAGUCGUAAAGUAACUGUUAUGUAUUGAGGAUUCACGUUUUUAUGAAUGAAAUACUUGUUGUUAAUCUGCAAUAAAUAAAUAAAUGAGAAAAAUUUAUCGAAAGAGAAUCCGAUCUGAAUUCUAAAUACUUCACAUGCCUCCAGGUUAGUAUACAGAACAGUGCCAAUUUUUUCACAAUAAUAAUUUCCACAAGCUCUUAGAGCAUCCAUUUGAAAUGAUCAUUUACCUGUACUUUUUGACUAAGUAUUUUAGUGGAUUGUGCUAAUAGCCGUGCUAUUGCCAGUUAAAAUAUUCGAGAAUUGACCGAUUUACUAACCAAUUCGAUUUAUUAUUGUUUUUCAGGAGUUUUUUUUUGUUUUCUGCAUAAAACUCAUUACUAAAAUAUCUUUUUUAUGAUUUUUUAAUUGAAAUUUGAACUCGCAAAAGAAUUAGUAUCACUAUAUGAAAUUAAUUAAUAAUUUUCUAUCAUAUUGCAUUUUGCUUCGGCUCAUGAACUCGGAAAUUUCUUGAUAAAAUUUCUGUUCCUAUUAAAUAUUAAGAUUGAUAACACUGGAAAAUCACAUAUCUAUUUUCUUUGCGGCUGUUAUAAUCUAAUUUCAGGAUAACAUAAGUCAUGUUUGGGGACUGAGGCUGCUUGUCAUUUCCAACAUUAUGCUUAGAAUUAUUUAAUAUUUGAUAAAAUUUUUAACUCGAUUAGAUCAUUAUUGUUACAAAAACUCUCUGAAUAAAAUUUCUUAUGCAAAA
Harmonia axyridis is the source of this 5263-nucleotide messenger RNA. RefSeq names its product far upstream element-binding protein 1 (gene Psi). The record is from RefSeq and is a predicted model, not a curated record. The coding region runs from base 107 to 2512 and encodes 801 amino acids. NCBI's taxonomy places the organism in Eukaryota, Metazoa, Arthropoda, Insecta, Coleoptera, Coccinellidae. Gene Ontology annotation, biological process: regulation of DNA-templated transcription. The transcript has 13 exons. Gene Ontology annotation, cellular component: nucleus; cytoplasm. Gene Ontology annotation, molecular function: mRNA binding.